Brachypodium distachyon (stiff brome) is the source of this 2044-nucleotide messenger RNA. Its product is annotated as phosphomethylethanolamine N-methyltransferase. The record is from RefSeq and is a predicted model, not a curated record. Gene Ontology annotation, molecular function: phosphoethanolamine N-methyltransferase activity. NCBI's taxonomy places the organism in Eukaryota, Viridiplantae, Streptophyta, Magnoliopsida, Poales, Poaceae. Gene Ontology annotation, biological process: phosphatidylcholine biosynthetic process. The coding region runs from base 313 to 1818 and encodes 501 amino acids. The transcript is spliced from 12 exons.
CAGAGAUCCACACUUCACUCAUCCAGUGGGAACAAACAAACAAACCGCGGAGAGAGUGAGUAGCGAGGGGUUGUUUUAAGCUUUGCGCGAGGUUCGCUGGUGCGGGGGGCGUUUGAUGCAACAGAGAGGCGCCCAGGCCAACAAUCGCCGCUCCCGCGGCUUCUCCCGAUCCCGCCUCGCCGUCGAGGGAACCUAAACCCGCAACACACCCGAAACCACUUCCAACACAAACCAAAACAAACUUAAAGAGGAGAACUGCCUCCUGGUCCUCUGCUUGUAAAACGUUAGUCCGAGAAAGAGGAGGAGACGACGAUGGAAACCCCCGCCGUGAUCGCCGUCGUGGAGAAUGGGUUCGUUGGGGUGGAGAGGAAGGUGCAGAAGAGCUACUGGGAGGAGCACUCGAGGGACCUCACCGUGGAGUCCAUGAUGCUCGACUCCCGCGCCAAGGACCUCGACAAGGAGGAGCGACCCGAGGUGCUGUCCAUACUGCCGUCCUACGAGGGGAAGACGGUGCUGGAGCUCGGCGCCGGGAUCGGGCGCUUCACCGGGGAGCUGGCCAAGGAGGCCGGCCAUGUCCUGGCUCUCGACUUCAUCGACAGCGUCAUCAAGAAGAAUGAGGAGAUCAACGGGCACAUCCACAACAACAUCACCUUCAUGUGCGCCGACGUCACGUCGCCCGAGCUCAAGAUCGAGGACAACUCCAUCGACCUCGUCUUCUCCAACUGGCUGCUCAUGUACCUCUCCGAUGAGGAGGUUGAGAAGCUGAUAGGGAGGAUUGUGAAAUGGCUCAAGGUCGGUGGGCACAUAUUCAUCAGGGAGUCCUGCUUCCACCAGUCUGGAGAUUCCAAGAGGAAAGUGAACCCAACACACUACCGGGAGCCAAGGUUUUAUACCAAGAUAUUUAAAGAAUGCAGUUCCUAUGAUCAAGAAGGGAACUCUUUUGAGCUUUCCCUUGUAACUUCCAAGUGCAUUGGAGCUUAUGUGAAAAGCAAGAAAAACCAAAACCAGAUAUGCUGGCUAUGGGAAAAGGUUAAGUCAACAGAUGACAAGGGAUUUCAGAGAUUCUUGGACAAUGUGCAGUACAAAUCCAGCGGAAUCUUGCGUUAUGAACGUGUAUUUGGAGAGGGUUAUGUUAGCACUGGUGGAUUCGAAACCACAAAGGAGUUUGUGGACAAGCUGGAUCUUAAACCUGGCCAGAAGGUGCUUGAUGUUGGGUGUGGAAUUGGAGGAGGCGACUUUUACAUGUCCGAAACCUACGAUGUCCAUGUUCUCGGCAUCGAUCUUUCCAUUAACAUGGUUUCAUUUGCAAUCGAGCGAGCUAUCGGGCGCAAAUGCUCCGUCGAGUUCGAAGUUGCUGACUGCACAACAAAGGAAUACCCGGAGAACACAUUCGACGUCAUCUACAGCCGUGACACCAUCCUUCACAUUCAAGACAAACCUGCUUUGUUCAGGAACUUCUUCAAGUGGCUGAAACCUGGGGGCAAAGUCCUGAUCAGUGACUACUGCAGGAGCCCUGGGAAACCGUCAGAGGACUUUGCUGCAUACAUCAAGCAGAGAGGCUAUGACCUCCAUGAUGUGAAGACCUAUGGAAAGAUGCUUGAGAAUGCUGGCUUCCACGAUGUCAUCGCCGAAGACCGCACCGACCAGUUCCUGAGGGUUCUGGAGAGGGAGCUAGCUGAAACGGAGAAGAACAAAGAGGCCUUCUUGGCAGACUUCACCCAGGAGGACUACGACGACAUCGUGAACGGCUGGAGCGCGAAGCUGAAGCGCAGCUCCGCCGGCGAGCAGAAGUGGGGGCUGUUCAUUGCUACCAAGUGAUCAUAUCCCCGGCGGCGGCCGGAAGCAGAGCGGCGGGCUUCAGCUCAGAAUAAAUAAAGGAACAAUCGGUGCCACAGUAGUACUAUGUCGGUGUGUUUUGUGGUUGCAGUGGCUGGAUUGGGCGCCCGAUUUGUAAGAGAUUUACUAAUGGUGUACUGUUGAACUUUGUGAAUCUGUGAUGUGAUGCGCUACAUUUGCUUUGAUGUGGUGGGUGGGUUGAUCAUGA